CCAGAGGGGAGGGACACUCGCGUUGGGAACCUUGAAGCCUCUCUACGUUGCUGUCGUUACAGAUAUAGAUUGAUCCAUCAUGCUACGACCGGCCAUGGCGCAGUACACAGUCACCAGGCCACUGUACUCCGAGGACUCGUUCGCCCAGGAUCACGAGAAGAUCUACAGGCAACGCAAGACCCUGCUGGACCAUGUGAAGGCAUACUUCACUUGUAACUCGAAGCGAGCGAAGAAUACCGCCCUUUCCCUGCUGCCCAUCAUUGGCUGGAUGAGAAUCUACCGCAUUAAGGAGUGGCUGCUGAGUGACAUCGUGUCCGGAAUCAGCACUGGAUUGGUCGCUGUCCUGCAAGGUCUAGCCUACAGCCUGUUGGCCUCUCUCCCUCCAUGGUACGGGCUCUUUGCAGCUUUCUUCCCUGUCAUCACUUACUUCUUCCUGGGCACCUCCAGACACAUCUCAGUGGGUGCAUUCCCGGUCCUGAGUCUAAUGGUGGGGGCGGUAGUGACCCGGCUGGUUCCAGAUGAAGGUCCUCCAGCCAACAUCACAGGCUUUGAGGGGUUGACCCCAGAUCAGCAGAGGGUCGUGGUGGCUGCCUCUGUCACGUUCCUCAUGGGAAUCUUCCAGUUGGCCAUGGGGCUGCUGCAGGUGGGCUUCAUUGUAAUGUAUCUGUCAGACACACUGGUCUCUGGGUUCACCACAGCGGCUGCCGUCCACAUCCUGGUGUCGCAGCUGAAGUUUGUGUUGGGGCUGGUGGUACCAGGUCUCAGUGGACCUCUUGCCAUCAUCUAUACUCUGGAGAAGAUAUUCGUGCAGAUCACAGACACCAACAUUGCCGACCUGGUGACAUCCAUCAUCGUCAUGGUGGUGGUGUUCAUAGUGAAAGAGCUGAAUGAUAGGUACAAGGCCAAGCUUCCUGUGCCCAUCCCCAUAGAGGUCAUCAUGACCGUUAUUGCCUGUGGUGUCUCGUACGCGUUCAACUUCAAAGACAAAUACAAAGUGGAUGUUGUGGGAGCAAUACCAAAAGGGUACGAGCCGCCGAUGGCUCCGAACAUGCAGAUCUUUGCGCAGACCGCCGUGGAGGCGUUCCCCAUGGCCAUUGUGGGCUUCGCUGUGGCUUUCUCUGUGGCAAAGGUCUAUGCUACCAAACACGACUACCUCAUCGACGGCAACCAGGAACUCAUUGCUUUCGGUGUGAGCAACAUCUUUGGGGCGGCCUUCAGAUCGUUUGCGGCGAGCACAGCUCUCUCCAGGAGUGCGGUGCAGGAAAGCACAGGAGGUAAAACCCAGGUUGCUGGUCUACUCUCCGCCAUCAUAGUGAUGAUCGUCACGUUGGCGAUUGGAUUCCUGCUAGAACCACUGCCAAAGUCAGUGCUGGGUGCUGUUGUGAUCAUCAAUCUAAAAGGGAUGUUGAUGCAGUUUCGAGAUAUCCCCUACCUGUGGAGGAAGGACCGGCCCGAUUGUGUGGUGUGGAUUGUGACCUGCGUUGCCUCAAUCCUGUUGGGUCUGGACCUGGGGCUGGCUGUGGGCCUGGGGGUGGAGCUGCUGGCUGUGGUCUUCAGGACUCAGUUCCCUCGCUGCUCUGUCCUGGUCAACAUCAAAGGGACAGACAUCUACAGAGACCGCAAGGACUACCUCAGCAUUUACGAACCAGAUGGUGUGAAGAUCUUCAGAAUACCCUCACCGAUUUUCUUUGCCAACAUUGAGUUCUUCAGAGGGAAACUGGUUGAAGCUGUGGGAUUUAACCCCCUGAGAGUGUUGCGGAAGAGGAACAAGGCCCUGAGGAAGAUCAGGAAGCUCCUGAAGAAGGGAGAACUGCAGAUUACAGAUAAGGGGCUGAUGCAAACAGGCUCAGGGCCCAUCGAGGAGUCGGAGGACGAGAGCAACAUGGAAGACCUGGACCAGCCCACCAACUUCCAGGACCUUCCUGUCCAGGUCAACUGGAAUGCCGAGCUUCCUGCUGGAAUCUGUGUCCCCAAGGUCGACAUCCACAGCAUCAUCCUGGACUUUGCGGCCGUCUCGUUCCUCGACAUCUCUGCACUGAAGGGCCUCAAAGCGGCACUGAAAGAGUUCAUCCGAGUUGAUGUGGAGGUCUACAUUGUGGCCUGUGAUACAUACAUCCUGGAGAAACUGCACAGCUGCAAGUUCUUUGACGACGAGAUCAAAACGUCCAUCUUCUUCCCGACCCUCCACGAUGCCAUGCUGCACACAUUGGAGAGACAUCCCUGCCAAUCACAGCACAAGAGCCCAUUUGAAAAGGUCUUUACUCACAGUAACCAUGACAGCCAAAUCAAUGGUGGGAGCAGCUUGCGGAACAGGGACAAGGUGGUCUCAGAGCCAGAAACCAAGUUCUAG
Megalops cyprinoides (Indo-Pacific tarpon) is the source of this 2350-nucleotide messenger RNA. It is a transcript of the gene slc26a3.2, whose product is annotated as solute carrier family 26 member 3, tandem duplicate 2. Gene Ontology annotation, molecular function: bicarbonate transmembrane transporter activity; oxalate transmembrane transporter activity; sulfate transmembrane transporter activity. Gene Ontology annotation, biological process: transmembrane transport. Gene Ontology annotation, cellular component: membrane. Bases 80 to 2350 code for a protein of 756 amino acids. The record is from RefSeq and is a predicted model, not a curated record. NCBI's taxonomy places the organism in Eukaryota, Metazoa, Chordata, Actinopteri, Elopiformes, Megalopidae. The transcript is spliced from 21 exons.